Molecule: messenger RNA, 929 nt
Organism: Prionailurus viverrinus (fishing cat)
Lineage: Eukaryota; Metazoa; Chordata; Mammalia; Carnivora; Felidae
Gene: ADIPOQ
Product: adiponectin, C1Q and collagen domain containing
Exons: 2
Coding region: 16-750 (244 amino acids)
Molecular function (GO): protein binding
Source: RefSeq, a predicted model, not a curated record
GUUCCAGGGCUCAGGAUGCUGUUGCUACGAGCUGUUCUAUUGGUACUGGUCCUGCCCAUUCGCGGCCAGAACUCCGAGACAGAAGGGCCUGGAGUCGUGGUUCCCCUGCCAAAAGGGGCCUGCACAGGUUGGAUGGCAGGCAUUCCAGGGCAUCCCGGCCACAAUGGGACCCCAGGCCGGGAUGGUAGAGAUGGCACCUCGGGUGAAAAGGGUGAGAAAGGAGAUCCAGGUCUUGUUGGUCCUAAGGGUGACACUGGUGAAACGGGAGUAACUGGAAUUGAAGGUCCCCGAGGUUUUCCAGGAAUCCCAGGCAGGAAAGGAGAACCUGGAGAAAGUGCCUACGUAUACCGCUCAGCGUUCAGUGUGGGAUUGGAGAGCCGGGUCACAGUCCCCAAUGUUCCCAUUCGCUUUACCAAAAUCUUCUACAAUCAGCAAAACCACUAUGAUGUUACCACUGGAAAAUUCCACUGCAACAUUCCCGGGCUAUACUACUUCUCCUACCACAUCACAGUCUACUUGAAGGACGUCAAGGUCAGUCUCUACAAGAGAGACAAGGCGAUGCUCUUCACCUACGACCAGUACCAGGAGAAGAAUGUGGACCAGGCCUCUGGCUCUGUGCUCCUCCAUCUGGAGAUGGGCGAUGAAGUCUGGCUCCAGGUGUAUGGGGAUGGGGACUCUAAUGGGCUCUAUGCAGAUAACGUCAAUGACUCCACCUUUACAGGCUUCCUUCUCUACUAUGACACCGUUUGAUCACAACUAACUUAGAACCUCCACUGGGCCAGACAACCAAAAGUGAAAGAACAGUCUACAGUUUCUCAGUGUAGUUAGGAGAUUAAAUUUACUACCUAGUUGGAGGGCUCUGAACAUUAUUCAUUCAUUUACUCAUUCAUUCAUCAAGUCCUUUAAAAAAAUUAUAUACUAUGUUCCUG